AAAAAAUAAAAGGGACGCACGCUCCACAUAACAUUAAGCCUUACUACUAUUGUACAAGGGACCACGUGCUUCUGGAGACUAACCGUUACCCUCACACUCUGCUGUUUCGUGUAAGCUAUGGAGAGAUUCUCUACGGGUUUGAGGAUUACUGACUUAAACGAUUUUAUAAACCCCUCUCAAGAUUGCAUUAAGUCAGUUAAAACUAGUAAAAACGGAAAUGUAAAAAGUCAUUCUGUCGCUGACGGUUCUGUAUUUCGUAAAGUAGAAAUAAAUUUGAAUGACUGCUUAGCGUGUAGUGGUUGCCUUACCAGUGCUGAAAGCGUUCUAAUAAACGCUCAAAGUUUGGACCCAGUCUAUGAAGUUUUAGAUGAAAAUAAAGCUUACUUAGAAGGCUCAAGUAUUCGAGCUAUUAAACGAAUUGUAGUUUUUUCUAUUUCGCCUCAGUCGUGUGUUUCUUUGGCAGUUUUUUACAAUUACAACUUUGAAAUGAUGAUGGGAAAGAUCGCAGCCUUUUUAAAAAAUAUCGGCGUUCAUUACAUUUUUGACACCCUUUUUUCAAGAAAUUUCUCCUUAAUAAAAACGGCCGAAGAGUUUAUUACUUCAUUCAAGACUAACAAAGGCAGAUUGCCUCUCCUUGUGUCAGCUUGUCCUGGGUUUGUGUGCUACGCAGAGAAGACUCAAGGCUCUUACAUAAUACCGCACUUAAGCACUGUAAAAUCUCCACUUCUUAUAACCGGAUCUUUAGUAAAAAAUUUCCUAGCUGAAAAGAUUGGAAUUAACAAAGAGUGUGUUUAUCAUGUGUCGGUGAUGCCUUGUUACGAUAAAAAAUUGGAAGCAACUCGUCCAGAUUUUUACGAUCCGGUUAAUUCCUCGAGAGACGUCGAUUGCGUUCUCACAACUGAAGAACUGCAAAAGUUAAUGGGAUACUAUAAAGUGGAUCUCACCGUUCUCCCUCCUGCUUCGGUUGACUGCUUUUCUGAUUUUGCAAGCGACGCAGCAUCGCACCCGAAAGCGCAUCGAUUUAUGAAGCAUGAAGGUGGUGGUUCUGGUGGCUUUUGCGAUUUUGUUUUAAAAUAUGCGAGCCAAAAGCUAUUUGGUUUGGCCGUGAACGAGGUAAAAAUGGUCGCUCUAAGAAAUAAAGAUUUCCGGGAAUGCCUUUUGCAGUCGGACGAUGGAAAAGUGCUACUGCGAUUUGCUGUUGCUUAUGGUUUCCGGAACAUUCAAACGAUAUUGCAAAGAAUUAAGAGAAAUCGCUGCGAAUACGAUUUUGUGGAGAUCAUGGCUUGCCCUUUUGGCUGCUUGAAUGGUGGAGGGCAGCUGCGCCAUCAGUCCCUCGAUGCUGUCAAUGACGCGUACGAACGCUUGCCCAGCAUCUCCCCACUGGAGAUGCACUCCGCAUUGCAACUUUUAGAUGAUUGGAAAAGUUUUCAGGGCAGCAAAGCAAUGAAUAGGAUGCUUCACACGCAGUAUAGCUCGCUCGAGGGAAGGGACGAUGCGCUCCGUGCCGUGCAGUGGUAGCGGGUAUUUGGUAGACUUAAAAAGUAUUGCAACUGGCUUGUAUGUAAAAGUCGUAUCCUGAUGCAAAUUUUGCUCAGGAUCUCGAAAAUUCGGAGUUUUUGUAGAGUACUGACCUUGUAUUUUUUUCAAAGUUCUUUUUUUACUUGUGAGCACUCCGCCGAUCAUUUUAUUUAAUAGUUUAUGAUCAUCUAAUAUUAUUUCGUUUUAU
This is a messenger RNA of Zophobas morio, 1726 nucleotides long. RefSeq names its product cytosolic iron-sulfur assembly component 3-like. Gene Ontology annotation, biological process: iron-sulfur cluster assembly. NCBI's taxonomy places the organism in Eukaryota, Metazoa, Arthropoda, Insecta, Coleoptera, Tenebrionidae. Gene Ontology annotation, cellular component: cytosolic [4Fe-4S] assembly targeting complex. The transcript is spliced from 14 exons. The record is from RefSeq and is a predicted model, not a curated record. Bases 118 to 1518 code for a protein of 466 amino acids.